This is a messenger RNA of Daucus carota subsp. sativus, 3580 nucleotides long. Its product is annotated as protein LONGIFOLIA 1. The record is from RefSeq and is a predicted model, not a curated record. The transcript is spliced from 6 exons. Bases 231 to 3284 code for a protein of 1017 amino acids. Gene Ontology annotation, biological process: regulation of monopolar cell growth. Lineage: Eukaryota; Viridiplantae; Streptophyta; Magnoliopsida; Apiales; Apiaceae.
GUUGAAGAACAAAUAGUUACUAACUCAUCCCACCUGGCUCCAUUCUUCUCUCUCUAUAAGUUCUUCCAUCUCUUUCUUCUUCCUCUCACGAUACAGCUUCUAAGUUUCAACUGUGAAAUAAGCUCAAGACAAACUUCUGCAAACGAUAUUCCACCAAGUGUGAGUCAAAAAGAGAGGGGAAGAGACGGAGAGCAAAACAGGAUCAACAGAAGUUAAAAAAAGAUACAGAUAUGUCGACGAAGCUUCUACGUUCAUUAACAGAUGAAAAGGCAGAUAUGCAGAAACAAAUUGGAUGCAUGAAUGGAAUUUUCCAGCUCUUUGGAAGAGCCAAUAGUCACAACCACAAAAGGCUUCCUCCAGGCACAUGUCGCAGUAGUGAACCUGAAAUAGAGCAAAAUUAUACGAUGCAGAAAUCUCUGAAAAGCGUCCCAACGCAGUUCAGGAAAGAGAAGAAGCUAAUGACCAAUGUGGAAUUAUCAAGAACCUCAUGUUCAUCCUCGUGUUCAUCCUCUACUUUCUCAUCAGUAGAUUAUAAUAAAACAAGUCAAUCGGAACCAUCAUCAUCCUGCCACAGCAAUUUACCUGAAAUGACAUCUGUGGUCUCACCUCCAAAACAGCCAAACUCCUCGUUGCAGUUGUCUCGGCAAUCUGUAGAUCUUCGUGACAUAGUUAAGGAGUCCAUGUACAAACAGUCCCCUGGAUUAUCAGUUAAAACCAACACCACAGAAGAAAAGGCAUAUGAAGCCAUAAAGCAAAAGGAUUCUCCUCGGCCCCAGCAGCAACACAAACAUGUUCAAGCCGAAGUUGACAGACGUGAUGUAUCGCUUCAAGUUCUAAGUAAGCUUCGUGAUGGACCAUGGAACGCCAACAAAGAGAGGUUUAGUGCUUUGCCAUUGGUGCCAAGAGACAGUCCACGAUACUCUUAUGAUGAAACAGAAUCACGACGUAAAUUAAAAUCAACCACAAAACUCAAAGAGCUUCCAAGGCUAUCACUGGACAGCAGAGAACGCUCUCCCAGGAUAUCUUCUUCUGAAUGUAGAAAAAACCAAAUGCCGAGGAAAGAUGAGGAAUCUAGGGUACAUGGUCAAAUCAUAACCGAGAACCAAGAGCCAGGCAGUAACAAAAAACCAUCUGCAAUUGUAGCAAGAUUGAUGGGUUUUGAGCCUAUCCCAGACACUGCUCCAACCGAAGGUCAGGCAAUAGAAGUGAAAUCCUGCCUGCUUGAAGAAUCUGAAACUAUCUCACCAUCUUUAAAAGUUCUUGCUCGGAGCAGGCAAAGUACAGGUUCGGGAUCUCCAAAGGUUCACUGCAAUACGUCUGUCUCUCCUAGACUCAAAAAUGACAGCGUAUACAUGGAUUCAAUCUCGGGUUCAAUGUUUUCAGUUAAAAAAGCUCCAAGGACACAGAUAGACAGCAAUCAAGGCUCUCGGAGGCAAUCGAUGAAUUGCCAAGAAACAUCCACAAAGCUUCCACUAGCAUCUUCUUCUGUUUAUAGUGAAAUCAAGAAAAAGUUAGGUGAACUUGAAUUCAGAAAUGAUGGCAAGGAUCUCAGAGCUCUCAAACAGAUAAUUGAAGCAAUGGAAAGGAAAAAAGAGAGUUUAGACAGCAAAAAGAAUGAAGAGCAAAACCCAAAUUCUGAGUCUUGUACAAGUCAAAGCAGCUCCAACAACAGCUCAAAUCAGGCACCUGCACAGAGAAGGAGAUGUAACAGCCCAGUUUCACCCGUCAAGGGGUCGACUUCUCCUAAAAACCGUGGAACGCAAAUUGUCAAAGCCAGAUCAGCUAAGCUUAUUGAGAACUCUGUAAUUCCAGAUGACGAUAAAUCAUGUCUCCAGAAGAUAUGGUCUGGAGAGAAUGCUGAAAACAUAAAAAACUUUGCUGAAAGGCGAACAGCAAGAGAAUUUAGUCUUAGAAACAAUUGUCGCAGAGACUCAUCUGGGCCUCUACCUUAUAUUGAGGAAAAGAAAAUUGAUGAACCUGUAAAUUCGUUGCAGCAUCUAAAGGCUUCUCAACAGACAGGUAGAAAAAACCUUGCCAACUUUAGGAAGAGCUCUCCAAAUUUGAACCCAAGAAUGCCACAGAAAAAACAUGGGAUGGAGAAGCUGUCUGGUUUCGCCACCCAGUCAUCUGACUUGAAAAUCUCUCGAAUUCAAUCAAGUAAGCUGCCAACAGAACCAAGCUCCCCAACAAAAAGACAAUGCCAAAACUCUGCCAUUCAGCAUAAGAGAGAUGACCAAAUAAGAAGAUCACCAACAGGUCCUCGAAAUAUGAACAAAGGAGAUAGUAGAGGCUCUAUGCAAACACAAAAUGCUUUUCGGUUGGACGUGCAGAUAGACAGAAAAAGCAAAAGCAAAAGCACAUACUGUACAACGGAGAUUAUCAGCCCUUACAAGCCGAAGGACCCUAACAAAGGAGAUGCUAUAGCUAAGUAUGCUGGGGAGAGAUUGAUUACCGAACUCCCAGCUCCAUUAGAGCAACCGAGUCCUAUAUCCGUGCUUGAUAUUACAUUCUAUGAAGAUGACAACCCAUCUCCUGUUAAGAAGAUAUCAACCGUUUUUCAAGAUAAUGACAAUGUAAAUGGUGAUGAGUCUGAGUGGAUUUCAGGGCAUAUAGAUUGCUUACAGAGCAGCAGAGCCUCUAAGUUUGAUCAGAGAACAUUAAAUGAUGUCAGCCACUUGGUUCAAGAACUUGGACUACUGAACACAAGUCAAGAUAAAGCUGCAACAGAUCACCACAAAUCUCUUACAAAUCCAGAUCAUAGAUACGUUGCUGAGAUUUUAACGUCAACAGGUUUACUUAGGGAUCUAGGCUCCAGCACGACGAUGACAGGUAUUCAGAUCAAUCAAGCAGGACUCUUAGUAAAUCCAGAACUGUAUCAUGUUCUGGAGAAGGAUACUGAGGUUGCACUUGAACAAGUGGACAAGAAGAGUGUGAGAUCGACAGGAAGGGAAAAAGUGCAAAGGAGACUAGUGUUUGACGCUGUCAGUGAGAUACUUUUGGAAGGUUCCUUCGAUUUGAGGACAGUCCAAACCAAGAUGGGAGAAAGAAGAACGUCUGGAGAAAAGCUUUUAGAAGAACUGUGCACAAAACUGGAUCAACAACAAGCUACUCCAGACGACAGCCUAAACGACAUAGAUGAUGAAUUGAAAAGCAUCUUAAGGGCUGAUAUAAUGAAUAAACGGAAAAAUUGGACAGGUUAUAGCAGCCAACUUGCAGGACUAGUGUUAGAUAUAGAGAGAAUGAUCUUCAAAGACCUGAUUGGCGAGAUUGUGAGAGAGGGCUAGCAUUCCUCAACUCGUGCAUCCAGGACAAGACGGCAGGGAAUUAAUUUCCACCUAGCAGUCCGCAAUCUGCUUCUGUGUUUAUUCAUCAUAAUUCAUCUUCACCACCUCCUCCCUGCCCGCUGAAAGUCAGAUACAUAACAAGUAACUAUAAGGCAUAAUAGACCUAAUUCUUACUGCUUUACAGACUAGGUAUACAGAAUACAUUAGAUAAUAGCAUAGCUUUGUAAUUUAAUCUCAAGGACCUCCUCGAGGGUAUAUAUAUUUAUAUAUAAAUAGAAAAUUUCAUAUUAGUACUC